Diabrotica virgifera virgifera (western corn rootworm) is the source of this 3723-nucleotide messenger RNA. Its product is annotated as ATP-dependent translocase ABCB1-like. The coding region runs from base 1 to 3723 and encodes 1240 amino acids. The transcript is spliced from 18 exons. Gene Ontology annotation, molecular function: ATP hydrolysis activity; ATP binding; ABC-type transporter activity. Gene Ontology annotation, biological process: transmembrane transport. Gene Ontology annotation, cellular component: membrane. The record is from RefSeq and is a predicted model, not a curated record. NCBI's taxonomy places the organism in Eukaryota, Metazoa, Arthropoda, Insecta, Coleoptera, Chrysomelidae.
AUGUACCACAGGACUACAGUGUCUACUACCAGUCACUACACGUAUCAUCCUAAAUCAUUUCUAUCUGCUAGAUUUAGAUAUUCAAGUGGAUACGACAAAUUCUUAAUAACAAUAGGACUUAUCUCUUCAACUGGAGCAGGAAUCUUACAACCUUUAAACACACUUAUCUUCGGUAGUCUUACGGGUGAUAUUAUUGAAUAUGCUACAUCAAUGCAAAGAAAUUUAUCAGCUGAUCAGAAAAAAAUGGCAGAAGACAAAUUCUUUGACGCUAUACGAUAUUUUGCAAUAAUGAAUUCUGUGAUAGGAGUUGGAAUGUUUAUUUUCAGUUAUCUUGCGACUGUCAGUUUCAACUAUUCUGCUACAAGACAGAUUUUCAAAAUAAGGUCUGCAUAUUUAAAAUCUAUUUUAAAUCAAGAUGUAAGCUGGUACGAUGUCAAUCAGACUGGAGAGUUUGCCAGCAGAAUGUCAGAUGAUUUGCACAAAUUUGAAGAUGGUAUAGGAGAAAAAGUGCCGAUAUUCUGGAGUUUUCAAGUUGUUUUUUUAACUUCAAUUAUCAUAGCUCUUGUGAAAGGAUGGGAACUUGCUUUAAUAUGUUUAACAUCUCUACCCGCAACUUUGAUAAUAGUCCGCACUGUAGGAAUCCUAACCACAAAAUUAGCAAAAAAUCAAAUGGAAGCUUAUGCCGCAGCUGGCUCAAUAGCAGAAGAAGCAUUAUCAUUAAUCAGGACAGUGACAGCUUUUGGAGGUCAAAAGAAAGAAGUAGAGAGAUAUAACAAAAAUUUAGUUUUAGCCAAGAAAAAUAAUAUAAGAAGAUCGAUGCUUUCAGCGUUAGGUUUUGGUCUAUUAUGGUUGAUGAUUUAUUCCAGUUAUGCUCUGGCCUUUUGGUAUGGGGUUAAAUUAGUUUUGAGGGACAGAGCAGUUACGAAUCCAAUAUAUACUCCUAGUAAUAUGGUAACUGUUUUCUUUAGCGUUAUGUCCGGAGCUAGUAAUUUCGGUGGAGCAUCACCUUAUAUAGAGGCAUUUGGAAUCUCAAAAGCUGCUGCUUCAAAAAUUUUUAGUGUAAUCGAUCAUAAACCUACAAUUAAUUUAUCAAAAGAAAAUGGAAAAACACUAGAUGUACUCAAAGGAAAUAUAAGCUUUAAAGACGUGAAUUUUAGUUAUCCAUCUAGAAAAAAUAUACCAGUAUUAAAAGGAUUAAGUUUAAACAUUAAAUCUGGCGACACUGUGGCACUCGUAGGUAGUUCUGGCUGCGGAAAAUCUACUGUUAUGCAGCUAAUCCAACGAUUAUAUGACGCAGAGUCUGGAGAGGUUAUUAUAGACGGGAAUAAUAUUAAGGAUUACGAUUUAGCUUGGUUGAGAAGCCAAAUAGGAGUUGUAAGUCAGGAACCUAUUCUCUUUGGUACAACGAUUUUAGAAAAUAUUAGGUAUGGCAAAGAUGGAGUAACAGAAGAAGAUAUUAUUCAAGCAGCGAAAAAAGCUAACGCUCAUAACUUUAUUAAGUCGCUUCCUAACGAAUAUAAUACCUUGGUUGGCGAGAAAGGAGCUAAACUCUCAGGUGGACAAAAACAAAGGAUAGCUAUAGCUAGAGCUUUGGUAAGAAAUCCUACUCUACUGCUUUUAGACGAAGCUACUUCAGCGCUGGAUAAUACUAGCGAAGCUAAAGUGCAAGCAGCCCUGGAUACGGCAAGUAUUGAAUGUACAACUAUAAUUGUGGCUCACAGACUCUCAACAAUUCGUAGUGCAAAUAAAAUUAUUGUGCUGUCCCAAGGAGUUGUAGUAGAGGAAGGAACCCACGAAGAAUUAAUGGAAAAUAAACGGGAGUACUACAGAUUGGUAACAACCCAAGUCAAAUCUUCGGCACAGUUUCAAGCUGAAAAGAAAAAACUCGUAAGGUCUAUUAGUGCGACGAAUAGUAGUACAGGAUCUGACCAUAUAAUCGAAGCUACGGAAGAAGAUAAUGAUGAUGAUUUCAAGGAAAAUAAUCACGUUUCCGUUUUUGAAAUAUUAAAGAUGAAUGCUCCAGAAUGGCCUUACAUUUUAUUUGCUGCUCUUGGAUCAAUUGUCGUUGGUUUUGGAAUGCCCGUUUUUGCAGUCUUGUUUGGAAGUAUUUUAGGGACGUUGGCAAAUGGUGAUUCGGACUCUGUCAGAUCUGAAGCUAACAGAUAUUGCUUAUAUUUUGUGCUGGGAGGAGUUAUAACUAUGGUAUCAGUAUUUACUCAGAUGUCUCUAUUGGGUAUAGCUGGUGAGAAAAUGACAUUAAGGGUUAGGAGUAGAGUAUUUAAAGCAAUGAUAUACCAGGAAAUCGGCUUCUUUGACAAAAAGACGAAUGGAGUUGGAGCCCUUUGUGCAAAAUUGUCUUCGGAUGCUUCUAACAUUCAAGGCGCAACAGGAAUUCGGGUUGGAACCAUUCUUCAAUCAAUAGCCACAUUUUGCUUAGCAAUUGGUCUUUCCAUGUAUUACGAGUGGAAAUUAGGAUUAGCUACAGCAGCUUUUAUACCAGUUAUGUUGAUUGCUAUGUUCUUUGAAAAAAGAAACACCAGAGGCGGAAAUGAUUCAAGAGAUUCCGCACUACAAAAAUCAACAAAAACUGCAGUAGAAGCCAUCGGUAAUAUACGAACAGUUGCUUCUUUGGGCUUAGAAGAAAAAUUUCAGCACAUAUAUGAAUCUGAGCUUAUGCCGCAUUAUAAAUCCUCUUUAAAAGCAGUGCACUGGAGAGCAAUUGUAUUUGGUCUUUCCAAGAGUUUGUUGUUCUUUGCCUAUUCUACUGCAAUGUAUUAUGGUGGAUUUUUGAUUAGGGAUGGAUUGCCGUAUGACAGAGUAUUUAAAGUAUCUCAAGCACAAAUUAUGGGUACAGUUUCAAUUGCUAACUCACUGGCGUUUUCUCCAAACUUUGCUAAGGGUAUAACUGCAGCAAAAAAAGUUAAAAGCUUUCUUUCAAGAAUACCUAUCAUUCGGGAUAUACCUUCUUCACGAAAAAUGGAUAAGGCAGCUGGCAAUAUAAAUUUUUCACAAAUCGAAUUUACAUAUCCAACACGACCCAACGUAUUAAUCUUAAAUGGUCUUAAUUUGGAUAUUCUAAAUGGAAAAACUGUAGCACUAGUUGGAGAAAGUGGUUGCGGAAAGUCUACGAUAAUUCAGCUCAUUGAGAGAUUUUAUGAUCCUAAAUCUGGAGAAGUAAAAAUGGAUGGUGUAGAUUUAAAAGAUAUAUCACUAGAUUCGUUGAGGUCGCAUAUGGGUAUCGUAUCACAAGAACCAAAUCUGUUCAAUAAGUCUAUUGCUGAAAAUAUUGCUUACGGAGAUAAUUCAAGGGAAGUCAGUAUGGAGGAGAUAAUUAAAGCUGCCAAAGAUGCUAACAUUCAUACUUUUAUAACAGGAUUACCACAGGGAUAUGAUACCAAACUUGGAGAGAAAGCUGUUCAAUUGUCUGGUGGACAGAAACAAAGAAUUGCAAUCGCUAGAGCAUUAGUAAGAAAUCCAAAAGUUUUACUUCUUGAUGAAGCUACAUCUGCACUGGACACUGAAAGUGAAAAGGUUGUCCAAGAAGCAUUAGAUGAAGCGAAAAAAGGAAGGACGUGUAUUACGAUUGCCCACAGAUUAACAACCAUACAAGAUGCAGACUUGAUAUGCGUAGUCGCAAAUGGUGUAAUUGCUGAAUCCGGGAGCCAUCAAGAACUUCUGCAAAAGGAGGGACUUUACUACAAAUUAUAUACUCAGAAAACGUAA